AUGGAUUUGAGGUUGCCUUUUCGAGCGCUCUUGGUUAUUAAAAAUGUUUUUCUCUUGCUGUCCUUUUUUUUUUUUAAUCAGUCUAUUCAGAACUGGAAAACCAAAAAGCUGCAAAAGAAGGAGGAAAUUUUCAAGUUGAAGGAAAAGGCAGAGAACAUCUCUCUGCUCCUGCACAAUAAAAAAGAAGAUAACCAGAAGCGAGAAGAGGAGCAAAGAAAGAAGCAGAAACUGGCCGUGGAAGCGUGGAAGAAGCAGAAGAGUCUCGAAAGGUCAAUGAGGCGUGCCUCCCAGGUGAAAGAAGAAGCAGAGAAAGAGAAGCAUCAGCAGAAAGAGCGCCGUCGCCAGUUUAAACUAAAAGUGCUCCUGGAGAGUUAUGCCCAGCAGAAGAAAGAGCAGGAAGCAUUUCUGAGGCAUGAAAAGGAGAUGAGGGAAAAGGCGGAAAAGGCCGAAAAGAGGAAAACCGCUGCCGAGGAGAUCUCCAGGUUUCAGGAACGAGAUUUACAUAAACUUGAAUUGAAAAUUCUAGAUCGACAGUUAAAGGAAGAUGAAAAGGCAGAAAAACAAAGGAAACUGGCAAAAUUAAAAGAAAAGGUUGAAAACAAUGUUAGUAGAGAUCCCUCUAGGCUUUACAGACCUACCAAAGGUUGGGAGGAACGGACCAAGAAGACGGGACCCACAGGCUCUGGGCCACUUCUGCAUAUCCCACACAGGGCUAUUCCAACCUGGAGACAAGGACUUGACAAAAGAAUAUGAGAUAAUGAAGUUGGUAUUCAGUUGAUGAGAAUGUCAGCAUUUUCAUACCAGGAGAGAGUCAAUAACUAUGUUCUUUAAAUAGUACUAGCCCCAGUCAGAUUGAGAACUGUGUUAUAUGUGAAUCGACAGGUACUGAGUUUCAUGCGGCAUUGUUGUAGCUCGUGUUUAUACUCAGAGGGUAUUUAAUGUGUAUGUUGGCCUAUUAUUGAUGUAAAUGUUUUUUGAAUAAGUGUAUGUUACAAACAUGAUUUCAUUUAAAUACUCAGAACAUUUCAAAGAUAUUUUGUUUUUGUCAUGGCAUAGCAAAAUAAAUUGGGACAAUCAUAGACUAACUUUUUUUUUAAACAAAAAUUUUUUAACAUUUAUAACUUGGAGGUGAAUUAGCUCAAGUAACAAAAAUGUAAAGGUUUUCCUUUUUUGGGGGAAGUAAGUUAGUACUUUUCUAAGUUUAACAAAUUGGUAGUUUGUCAGUUGUUACAUUUUUGUGUAAUAAAUAUUUUGUAUUUGUUGGAAGCAUGCUUUGUUUUAUAUAGAGAAUAUUUAUUUUAAAAAUAUGCCUCACCUCAUAUAUAUCCUAUUAUUUGUAUUACCGAUAUCUUUUUGGUUUCCUUUAGCUAUUCCCAAUUUCCCUUUAGCCUUUCUGGAUGUCACACAUUUAUAAAGCCUUUGUGUCUAUCACA
Messenger RNA from Leptonychotes weddellii (Weddell seal), 1433 nucleotides. The record is from RefSeq and is a predicted model, not a curated record. Lineage: Eukaryota; Metazoa; Chordata; Mammalia; Carnivora; Phocidae.